AUGAUAUCAUUUUGCGCUCUUCUUUUAGUCACUGCCUCAUUUGGAAAAGUCCUGUCUAUAGCUAAGGACACUAAUGAGCUUAUAGAUCCAAUAAAAAUAUGCUCUCUUCCGCCUAACCCCGGUUAUGGAGAUUGCAGUGCGGAACCAACAAAUAAGUUCUAUUUUGACGUCUUCGAAUUGAAAUGCAAAGCCUUCCUGUUCUUGAACUGCAAAGGAGGUAAUCGCAAUAGAUUUGACUCCGAAAUUGAAUGUGUACGGGUUUGUCAUUAUACAGCUUGUCGUUCGGGUGAGAUUAUAGCUCUAUCGACGAACUCGACUCCAGUAAACUGCAAAUCUUCUAAGUGUCCUGAAAAUUACCGUUGUUCUUUCGACAAAGUGUUCAAACGACACAUCUGCUGCGGAUUUUCUAAUCUAGAUCGGUCUUGUCCUGACAAUUCGGUAUCUUACGCUUCUCCCACGGCACGUUCUGCCCUGAGCUGUUCCCCAUCACCUAGUACUAACAACUGUCCUGACGACUCCAUUUGUGUCAAGAAGGAAAAAACUGGGCAUUGUUGCAGGCCGGAGAAAGAUUUUUGUCCUAUUGGAAAGACCCCGCAGCUAGAUGCAUUGUCCCAUCGCCCGAUCAUAUGUAAUACAAUACAGAGCUUUUGCUCUGAAGGUUAUGAAUGCAUCGAUCCUUAUCGAGGAAGUCCAUGGGGGUACUGCUGUUCUGCUAAAGUCACAGGGCAAUGUCCAAAUGGGAACGUCCUCUACUUAGAUCCGGAGAACGGUCAACCAAAUGUUUGCACAGUUGGAGUGACGACAUGCAGAAGCGGCUAUAGCUGUCAAAGCAUAAAUCACUCCAUUGUUGGAUUCUGCUGCAAAGACCCAAGAAAAAGCAAAAACGAUAUCAUCCACAAGAAGCCAACAAAGUCCGAAAAUCAAAAUCUAGUUACCAAACAUCUCGCUGACGACAGCUUGACCGUUGGAAAUCACCUCGAUAGCAGCUCUGCUGCACACCUGGUCCAUACCUAUGCCUACGACCUGAUGACUGUGUUGUCUUGCCCGUAUGAGCUCAUUCCCUCAUACAUGGCCAACUCGCAGAUAAUCAUGGAGUGUACAAAAACUGAUGAGAUAACAAAUUCUUGUCCAGCACCAGCUAAAUGUGUCAAAGCGCCGCGAGAUGUACUCAAACGUUCCGUAUGCUGCUCUAGUACCAUGCCUCCCAGACCGUCAGAUAUUGUAUGA
This is a messenger RNA of Cylicocyclus nassatus, 1227 nucleotides long. The record is from the annotation of a GenBank genome assembly. Lineage: Eukaryota; Metazoa; Nematoda; Chromadorea; Rhabditida; Strongylidae.